Molecule: messenger RNA, 987 nt
Organism: Geodia barretti
Lineage: Eukaryota; Metazoa; Porifera; Demospongiae; Tetractinellida; Geodiidae
Source: the annotation of a GenBank genome assembly
AUGGCCGGGAUGCAUCGCUACAUGCCCAACCCGGGCUACCUCGAAACCCGGCAGGCGGUGGCCGGUACAUUGGCCGAAGAGAGCGGCCUGCCCUUCGAGGGUGGCGAUAUCGUGAUGACCUGCGGAGCCGCCGCCGCCGCCAACGUGGUGCUCAAGACCAUUCUUAACCCAGGCGACGAGGUCAUCAUUCUCGCGCCGUACUUCUUUGAGUACCUUUUUUACAUCGACAACCACGGCGGCGUGGCAAUCGUGGCCAACACCACCGAUCGUUUCCGGCUCGACCUUUCGGCCAUCGAACAGGCCAUCACGCCCCGCACACGGGCCAUCGUCGUGAACUCGCCCAACAACCCCUCGGGCGUGGUCUACUCCGCCGACGAAAUUGUCGGCCUGUCUGAUCUGCUGAACCGCAAGCAAGCGGAGCACGGGACUGAGAUAUUCCUGAUCAGCGAUGAACCGUACAAGCGCAUCAUCUUCGACGGUAUGGAGUUUCCACAGCUUCUGCCGUCUUACGACAACUCCAUCAUCGUGACCUCCCACGCCAAGGACCUUGCACUGCCGGGUGAGCGCAUCGGCUUCAUCGCCAUCAAUCCCAACUACCCCGAGAAAGAGGAGCUCGCCGGCGGCUUCAGCUUCUGCAACCGCACCCUCGGCUUCGUCAACGCGCCGGCGCUGAUGCAGCACGUCGUUCGCAACCUGCAGGGCGUCAGCGUCGACCCGGACUACUACCAGCGCAAGCGGGACUUUAUGUACACCGCCCUCAUGGAAAUGGGCUACGACACGGUCAAGCCCGAGGGUGCCUUCUACCUGUACCCCAAGGCACCGAUCGAGGACGACGUUGCCUUUACCAAGGACUUGCUUCAGUCGAACGUGCUCGUCGUGCCUGGCCGUGGCUUCGGAACGCCCGGUUACUUCCGCAUCUCCUACUGCGUAGAGGACUGGGUGCUGGAAGGCGCCGUUGAGGGGCUGGCAAAGGCCGUCGCCGCCUAG